This is a messenger RNA of Daldinia caldariorum, 2580 nucleotides long. RefSeq lists its product as uncharacterized. The record is from RefSeq and is a predicted model, not a curated record. Lineage: Eukaryota; Fungi; Ascomycota; Sordariomycetes; Xylariales; Hypoxylaceae. Bases 1 to 2580 code for a protein of 859 amino acids. The transcript is spliced from 3 exons.
AUGGCCAACAGUGCGGACUCAAGCCACUCCAGCUUGAAGGACCUAUUAAAUUCGCAUCCGCAGACGAGACACGAGAAUGGUUACUAUCCGUCGGAAUCUGCACCGUCAGCAUCAUCAUCACCCUCAUCAUCAGAUAUCCCUGCGCGCGACCCGCCUGUGCCGAACCUAUCCAAACUUCUUAGGGGGAAGGGACGAGAAUGGGAGGCUCUAAAAGCUAAGCCCAGGCCGUUACAGCUUCUAGACCUUCCAGUCGACAUUCUAAGGCUUAUCGCCAAGGAGGUGACCCACACGAACGACCUAACAUCGCUAGCUUUAACGAAUUCCACACUCUAUUAUCUCGCCAUACCUCAUAUAUACGCCCGCUUCGAUAUAGUCUGGCCAGAUGAUACUGUCCCCCCCUCCGACAGUAAAAACGUCGAUGCACUGACUUAUGGGCUGGCCACCUUGUGUCUGGGUAGCAAGUUCGCUCAGCGGGCAAGAUGGCUGAGAGGAAGCUCUCUCCCUUAUUUGGAGUCCUCUUCGAGGCUUUCCAAUAACCAGUAUGCGAGAUAUACUCGCAAAUUUUCGCUCGGCAACGGACCUAAGGACUGGACAUCCGAGUACAUGGUCACUAAAGAGAGCGGGAAGAUGCUAGGAACAUUGGUGGCAAUAGCUGUCGGCAAGAUGGUAAACUUGGAAACGUUCGUAUGGGAUAUGCCGACGGGGGUUAUAUCCGAAGUUUUCAUGGCCCUAGCGUCCCUCCAAGAUCAUUAUCCGGAGGGCCAGUCCAAGCUGGAGAAGGUUUGGGUUCGCUGGCACGAUAAUUCCGAAAUCCAAGAUGCGUCGUCGUCCGUUUCUAGUCCAAUCCAGGGCCCCUUGCCGCCUCUUUCUGUCCCUAUUGGAAGUACAGUCACUCCUGUCGGGAAUACUUUGCCUAGUGAUUUCCAUCCGUCUGUAACGCAGCCAAUUAAAUACUCCGAAAGCCAUGUCGAAUAUCCGACUUUCAGCGUCCUUCCGCCCCUCAAAAGCUUGACAGUUCUAGACAUCGACGAACUUGCUUACUUAGACGAGAUGUCGGUGCUCAUCGAGCGUUCAAAGUCCUGUCUCCGCGAGCUCCGAGUCGGGAUAUCACAGAGGGCUCGUAUGGCGGAAUUUGUGCUGACCUGGGAUAGCUACACCUUACAGCAAGUUGAUCACGAUGCUCGCUGGCCCGGAGAAAGUCGGAUUGGAGAAAGGAGACUGGGGGGUGUCCUCGGGGUACUAGUUGGCAGGAUAUAUGAUAUACGGCGAAAACCUACUACGAAGGUUCAGAUAAAGGAAUCGCUUGAUCCCGCCCUAGAACACGGCUCUGCGUCGCAAUUUGAGACCGGGUUUAGUUCAAGUUCUAACGGCGGUCUUUCGCCUAGGGAAAUGCCGCCCCUGAACCAGCCUCGGCCUAGUGUCUCUUCAGCUUUAGGCCAGGACAGCAAUGAAUCGUUCGCGGAAAGGAAACGUCUCGAUGGAAAGCUCCAACUAGAAACGUUAGAACUCGAACGAGUGCCACUCUCAUUGCAUGUUUGCACAAAAGCCUUUGACUGGAGCGUCCUCACAAAUCUGACGAUCUUGGAUUGCAUGUUUGUUGAGCACCUCUGGAGGACUCUAAAAAGACAAUUUCACCCUACCCCCCCUGCUCACGGCUCACCCCCUGGAACACCGACCCAGUAUCACUUGGCAUUGAAGCACAUACAUACCAACACACCUUCCAAUACUCUAAUUAGUUUCAUUAAGGAAACGCUUGCACCUAAUAGCUUAGACGUGCUUUUCUUGCAAGACCGACGGCGGGUGCCUCAUUCAGCUGUGAAACUUGACCAGGUAUUCAAAGGCGCGAUCAAGCGUCAUCGGUUAAGUCUCAAGAAGCUCCUCCUCGAUAGUUCGGAUGAGUCAGGAGAGGGCCGUCGGUGGGAGAGCUGGGUGCUUAGUAGUGAAAUGAUAUCCUACAUCACUAGUGGGCGAAUGCCGAAUCUCAGAGAACUUGCUGUGGCAAUUGAUUACAAGGACUGGCAUGUAUUUCUUCAACGGCUUCCGAACAUCUCGCAGCUUCGCUCCCUGCAUUUAACUCAUAUAUUAGGGCAUAUAUCUGGAAAUUUUGACCCCAAAGAGCUUGCCUUGCAGCUAGUUGAUAUUAUUACCUUACGGACAGAGAUUCAGCUUUGCUACGUAGGUAUAGGCAACAAAUGCUUCGAGAUACUAGAGACCCGUUCGAGCGAGGGCAGUAAUAGUAAUUCUGAUGUCGGACUGGGUGGCAAUCACAAUGAGGACGUGCCCAUCGUGAUUGAUAUGGACGACGGCAACGAUGAUGACGGUAGUGAGGCUGACGAAGAAACGGAAGAGGACGACGACGACGAUGAGGAUGACGAGGAUGACGAGAACGAGGAUAAUGCCAAUGCGGGCGCGGCGGGCGCUGGAGAUGACAUGACAGAUUUGUCUGACGAUGCUGAGUCUGAGAUGGACUCGUUACAAGAAGACGAUACAGUAGGGUCAGCAGCACGGCUCCGGUUACGUGAGAUACUGUUUUACGAUGACAAAGUCGCCAUAUUUAAGGCGAGGCACGGCAGGCUAUGA